Molecule: messenger RNA, 1110 nt
Organism: Ipomoea nil (Japanese morning glory)
Lineage: Eukaryota; Viridiplantae; Streptophyta; Magnoliopsida; Solanales; Convolvulaceae
Product: serine/threonine-protein phosphatase 7 long form homolog
Exons: 4
Coding region: 1-1110 (369 amino acids)
Biological process (GO): meristem development; meristem maintenance
Source: RefSeq, a predicted model, not a curated record
AUGACUGAUGUAAAGGAAAUCGCAUCUAAACUUCAUGAUGUGAUUUUCUAUUUUGCAAGGCGAUCUGCGAAUCGCGCUGCUCAUGCGAUAGCUAGGCAAGCCGUUUCUGUGCCAGAUUGCGAGGAGUGGAAUGACCACCCUCCUUUGUUUCUUGAUAUGGCACAACUUGAACCAGGUCCCAUUUGUCAUUCUGUUCUUACUCAGCAAAAGCCUCACAGAUCUACUAAAGUUUGGAAAGAAUCUCAUCGCAUGAAUGAGCCCUUAAGGUGUUGUAGAUAUGACAGCUCUUUUUGGGAUGCAAAACUACAAUCAGAUGAUAGAAUUAUGACUUACAUUCGACUGGCUGGCUUUUAUGGGGUGUCAAGAUUGGGAUUUAUAAUGUUAGAUUGGCCUCUAAUCACUGCAAUGGUGGAUAGGUGGCGACCUGAAACCCAUUGUUUCCAGCUCCCUUUCGGGGAAGUCACGAUCACAUUGCAGGAUGUUGAGAUGCUCUUAGGACUACGAGUUGAUGGCUUGGCCGUGACGGGCAGUUUCCCCCAACGAACUAGUGAAGAGUGGUGUGACACAUGCCAUGAUCUCCUCGGUGUUAGGCCGGAAAAAGAAGCAAUUCCUGGGGCCUCUCGUUUGGUCAUUACUUGUUUGCAGAACCCGAUACCUCUGACUGAGCAUUCCACAGACGAAGAAGUGCAACGUAUGGCCCGACUGCGUAUCAUGCAGUUACUAGGUGGAAUGUUGUUCCCCACCACAUCAAACAACAUGGUAAAGUUAUGUUUCUUAGACCAUAUUGCCGAUUUAAAGGGUGCUAGUGAAUACAGUUGGGGCAGUGCUGUCCUUGCCUACUUGUAUCGAAGUAUGUGUAAGGCAACAACGAAAAGUGCAAGUAUAAUUGGUGGAGCCCUCAUUCUUCUUCAACUUUGGGUUUGGGAGCAUAUUGCAUUAUUCUCCCCAAAAAUGUUGUCAUUUCCUCUAGACUUAGCAGAUCGACCUAGGGGUGCCAGGUGGUCUGGUGAACGAUGUUUUGAUGAUGUAGCCAAUCAUGUCUUGAAAGCAUACAGAGAUCAACUUGACCAUAUGACUUGUGAUCAGGUAGUAUUUGAGAAAAGAAACUAA